Molecule: messenger RNA, 1416 nt
Organism: Orcinus orca (killer whale)
Lineage: Eukaryota; Metazoa; Chordata; Mammalia; Artiodactyla; Delphinidae
Product: transmembrane protein 241-like
Exons: 1
Coding region: 594-1385 (263 amino acids)
Source: RefSeq, a predicted model, not a curated record
UGGCUUUUGAGCAGUGAGCAGUCAGACCCCAUUCUUGGUUACACUCCAACACUCCGCCCCUCAUGACCAGCUCUUACAAUUUCACAUGGCCCCCUCUUCCAGGAUAUGCACUGAGUAGUCAGCCAGGGAUUGCAUUAGCAUUGGAGGUGGCUCGUUAGGCGCCUAUGUGGUUCUGGAGGCAGAUAGCACAGAGGCAACAUAGGUACCUGGGAGAGGAAACACAGAUUAAGAUAAGGAUGCCCAAAACAAGUCACAAUUUUUCCCACCAAGAGCCCCAUUGAGGCAGGAGAUAGAUGGGCUCCAGGCUGGACAUUUACAACUAGCCUUCUGUUUACAUUUCCUGAGGCAAGAGGCAGGUGGGCUCCAGGCUAGAUAUUUACAACUGGCCUCCCGUUUGCAUUUUGAGAUGGAAAUAAGGGUAAAUAGUUGGAUUUUGUCUCCUGUGGGCACUUUAAGAUAACAGUUAUGGCAGGGACAGAGAGAGGCUAUACCCUGUUUAAGUAAAAGAUCGAGGUUGGCCACUGGGUGGCCUGGCUUGCGCGGAGGCCCUGGGACUCCCGCGGGUUCCCCGGGGAAGCGGCGGAAAUUGACAGAUGUGCGUGAGGCGGUUCCUGGUCGGCCUCACGCUUUGUACCUGCUACCUGGCUUCUUACCUCACGAACAAGUAUGUCCUGUCUGUCUUGAAAUUUACCUACCCUACGUUAUUCCAAGGGUGGCAGGCUUUAAUUGGUGGACUUUUGCUUCAUGUGUCAUGGAAACUGGGCUGGGCAGAGAUCAACAGCAGUUCAAGAUCGGAUGUUUUCACAUGGCUUCCUGCUUCAGUGCUGUUUGUGGGUAUCACCUAUGCUGGUUCCAGGGCACUGUCCACACUGGCCAUUCCUAUGUUUCUCAUUUUGCAUAAUGUAGCCAAAGUUAUCAUCUGUGGGCACCAGAAAUGUUUUCAGAAAGAGAAAACAUCUCCUGCAAAGAUCUGUAGUGCCCCCUUCCUCCUGGCUGCCGCAGGGUGUCUGCUCUUCAGUGACUCCCAGUUUCAUCCAGAUGCUUAUUUCUGGGCUGUAAUUCACUUAUGCUGCAUAGGGGCUUAUAAGAUACUACAGAAAUCCCAGAAACCCAACGCAUUAAGUGACACUGACCAGCAGUACUUAAACUAUCUAUUCAGUGUGGUGCUCCUGGCAUAUGCAUCUCACCCCACAGGGGAUCUCCUCAGCGUCCUGGACUUUCUGUUCCUGUAUUUCUAUAGAUUCCAUGGCAGCUACUGUGCCAGUGGAUUUUUAGGAUUCUUUCUCACGUUCAGCACAGUGAAGCUAAAAUGCCUUAUGACCCCAGAGCAGUGUGCAACCUGGAUUUUCUUUGCUAAGGGGCUUCCUUGGUGGCGCAGUGGUUAAGAAUCCACCUACCAAUGCAGGGGACGCGGGU